Chaetomium strumarium is the source of this 699-nucleotide messenger RNA. RefSeq lists its product as uncharacterized. The coding region runs from base 1 to 699 and encodes 232 amino acids. The transcript has a single exon. The record is from RefSeq and is a predicted model, not a curated record. NCBI's taxonomy places the organism in Eukaryota, Fungi, Ascomycota, Sordariomycetes, Sordariales, Chaetomiaceae.
AUGUCAGUCCGCUCCGGUAGCUCGGGCUCCAGCUCACGGCGCUCUGGCUCGUACAAGGAGGUCAGGAUCGACAGCUUUCCUCGCAAGGCGCUGGUCUGGUUCUCCUGCCGAGAUCCUCGAAAGGCCAAGAGCGUCCGUCGCUACUACGACGAUGAUUUCGACACUCGGAGUACCGGCUCGAGCGGCUCCAUGUUCUCAUGGGCGAGCGGAACGAGCCAGGUAUACCUGGUCGAAACGACGGCCCCGUACUGGUACUGGGAAGACGACUCGUCGGAUUCGGUGUCGUAUUCGUCCUCCAGCAGCAAACGGAGAUCGUCAAAGAGAGGCCGGUCCUCGCGCACAUCCUACCGCAGCAACCCUACCGGCACAUGGGCGCGGCGCGCCACUGUCGAGGAUGACGAGGAUGACGACGACGACAGCAGCAGCGAUGGAAGCGUGGAUGAUUACGGCGGCCAACCCGCCGCGCCCUUCCCGCACCCCGGGAUGAUGCCUCCUCCUCAGGGUCCCCCACCGGGCGCCUUCCAGCCCUACUACGGCAUGCCGCCGUAUUCGCAUCACCCUACUCCAGGACCAAGUCCGCCACAAGGCUACCCCCCUCCUCCGCCGCCGCCGCCAGCGGCCGGUAUGCCACCACCACCGCCGCCCGGAGGCCAUUUUGUGCCCGGUCGCGGCGGUAUUCAGGUGUUCGUGGAUGGUUGA